CGUCGUCGUCGCCGUUGUGCUCAUUUAUGGAGUGAACCGAAGGAGGGGCGAAUCCAACCGGUGGUGCUUUAGAAGCCCAAGAAAAUCCCCAUUUCUGGGACUCCCGCUCCGACCAACUGCUCCCCGAAGAUCCUUUUGUCACAGGUGCUUAUUUGAAGCAAGACAUCAUAAUUAAACUUAGCUGCUUCUGCUUGCUGAGGUUCGAUGGGCUGUAUGUCUUCUAAGCAUGAAGCCAAACACACACCAGGGUAUGAAGAUCCCGUUAUACUUGCUUCUGAAACGGCUUUCACUGUAAAUGAAGUAGAAACACUCUAUGAGCUAUUUAAAAAGUUGAGCUGUUCAAUAAUCAAAGAUUGGCUUAUCCACAAGGAAGAAUUCCAGCUUGCUUUGUUCAGGAACAGCAACAGGAAGAAUCUCUUUGCUGACAGGGUGUUUGAUUUGUUUGACAUAAAAAACAAUGGGGUUAUUGAGUUUGGAGAAUUUGUUCGAUCACUUAGCAUCUUUCACCCAAAUGCUCCCAAAGCAGAGAAAAUUGCAUUUGCAUUUAAAUUGUAUGAUUUACGGCAAAUGGGCUACAUAGGACGUGAGGAGUUGAAAGAGAUGGUAUUGGCUCUUCUCAAUGAAUCUGAUGUGGUUCUUUCAGAUGAUAUUGUCCAGACAAUCGUGGAUACUACUUUCGUUCAGGCCGAUUUAAAUGGCGAUGGGAAGAUAGAUCUAGAUGAAUGGAGGGAAUUUGUUAAAAAAAAUCCAUCAUUGAUCAGAAAUAUGACACUUCCAUACUUGAAGUCUUGAACUGAAGUUUUACACUUGCAGCAUUUCAUUUGUCUUCUAAUCUGUCUUAACAGUAUUUGGUUAGAAUUUUCUCAUUAUGUGAUGUAUGGUAGGUUUAAUGUUUUUCCAUUAAGAUUUAAAUGCUGCCAAUGAGCAAAUUAUUAAUCAAAAUCUGAUAUUGUCUUCUAAUCUGUCUUAACAUUAUUUGGUUAGAAUUUUCUCAUCAUG
Molecule: messenger RNA, 999 nt
Organism: Musa acuminata subsp. malaccensis (wild Malaysian banana)
Lineage: Eukaryota; Viridiplantae; Streptophyta; Magnoliopsida; Zingiberales; Musaceae
Source: RefSeq, a predicted model, not a curated record